Molecule: messenger RNA, 37597 nt
Organism: Xyrichtys novacula (pearly razorfish)
Lineage: Eukaryota; Metazoa; Chordata; Actinopteri; Labriformes; Labridae
Source: the annotation of a GenBank genome assembly
AUAUCCAUAGUGACCACAGAGGUAUUGUUUUCAUCUUGGCUUAGAGGAAAGAUCCUUCCUCUAGUCUAUCUUAGCAGAUAAGCAGGGACAGCACAGCAGCGACUCUGAGCUAAAACGUCCAACUAAGGUAAGAAAUCCAGAUAUUAUACAUGAUUCAAGGGAGUGAAACACUACAGAUUUAACCAGCAGGACAACCUCAAUACCAAAUUCUGAUUUAUUAAUUUAAUUAGUUUGAAGACAGAAAGCAGUUUGUGCCUCUCUGUUGACCUUUAGGAAAGUUAAGAGGACGUGUGCAACAAAAACUUUCAUGUUUCCCAGUAACUCCUCUGUAACCUCCAACUCUCAUCCUUUCUUUUCUCUUCUUGACUCACACGCUCCGUUUUUCUAAUGCUCUCUUUCAUACAAUCAUCUUUCUCAUUUUCUGCUGACUGCGGUUUCUCACUGUAACACACGACUUCAUUAUAAGGAGAAGUAUCAGCGCUCUGUGAACUUCAGAUAAAGAAGUCUUGGCGGUUUUAUGGUCACCUUUAGUCAGAGUGUUUUGUUUCCUCUUCUUGCUGGGGCUAAACCUCCGUUUCCUUUAAAAUUCUUGUAGGUGUGAAGUUCCUCUUGUCUUAAAAGGCGAGUGUGGAGUCUUUGUUUCCACCGCUGUCCACUGCAUUAUUAAAUGACUGUUUUUAUUGUUGAGGAGACUAAAGCUCGUCUUCAAAGCCUGUAAAUGCUGAAUUUCAAUAAAACACCCUCAGGUUCAUUACAGAUUUAUUUCACGGUGAAACGCAGAAAACGAGUCGGUCUGAAAACAACGAGAAAGCAUGGCGAUGAUAUGAAACACAACAUGAUACGCUCCAUUGAAACAACAAAAGAUUACAAUAAAAGCCAAAUUCUUUGAAGUGAUUGUGUUUGAUAUGCAAUCCCCGAAGGCGCCGUUCACCUUUUACCAUCUAUAAACAAGCUGGUGACGACGGAGGAUUUCCUUGUUGUUGCACACGUUUCUGUCAUUUUUUUCCCUGCUUAUUUUCUUGUAUGUGUUGGACCACAAACAAAGGCUUGCGUUGCCCGUGGCUCGCUCUUUAAAAAAAAAAAAAAAAAACGGCUCUUGCCAUCAAAGUUGCACAGAUGGUGGAGGCCUCAAGGUGAAAAAAAUGGUGGAAAGUGAUCAAUAGAUAACCUCAGAAGGCCUUUCGCAUGGCUCCCCCUUGUGGGUUGAGGAGCACCGUGGUCACAGUGCAGCUUCAGAGUAUGAUUUGCAUUUUACACACUGUCAUGUCGAGCAAUUUACUGUUAGUGAGCUGUUGGGGAUUCACUGUCCCGCUCAAGGACAUCCUGACUGCAGAGAUAGCUGGCACGGGCUGCAGCUAUAAACUCAGGGUCACGCUGUCAACAUUUUUAAAUGUUGCGUUUCUUUGCAUCAGCCCUGGUGUGCAAAGUUCAAUCAUGAAAUUUGUUUCAUGCACGCUCCUCUGAGACUCGUACUCUUGGUGUUUUUCCACUAAAGGAGGUCAGAGGUUUUGGUGUCUCGCUCAAGGACGCCAUGACAGAGAUGGACACAUGGAUCUCAGAGGACUUACCACUCAGUUACAAAGAUGAUAUGGACUUAUGAGGACUAUCAUGCCUGACCUCUUUCUUUCCUCUGGUGGUGCAGAAAUAGCCACCACUGCAGUGCACAAAAGAAAAGCAGCAUCAUGAAUUUUAUUCAUGUGGUUAAGCAGCCGACUAAACUCUGUCUGGCCCUUGUGGAACCUUGUAUGUUAUUUCAAACUAUAAAAUAGCAUCAAAAUUAGAAAAAUAUGCGCGCCUGCUGAGCUAGACUGAAUUUAAAUUAAAAUUGGAUUAGGAUUGCAUUGCCAUCUCGUGGUAUUAAGUUUUCCUGUGCAAAUCCACGGCCGUCUCUGGAGUCAAAUAAACAUCAGCUCCCUGCACACUCGAGUCAGGAAAGCUCCGAGUGCAGUUUGACGCACGGGGAAACCAGCAUUCAUCAAUGCAAAAAAAUGCCCUAUUUGCAAACACCGCACUUGAGUUAUGUUUGAGUUUAAUUUAUGCCUCCAAAGGGAUGCGUAAACAAUUACAAUUACUUGCGGCAGUCACAGUAAAUCACGUUAAAUCAGUAUACUAAAACAACACAAGCAGAUUUACAUGCAAAUUGGCCCGGGGAAGGUGGCCACAUCAGCGUUUGAGGUUUACUGCAUUAUGUGUUUCAACACUACAGAGAGUGUGACAAUUUAAGUUGUUUAGGCCAUAAACAAAACACUACACGCCGAAGACAGGAGGAACGGUAAAGUGUAAAAGAAAAGGAGUGCUGCAUUUAUAAAAGCGCUCCAAACUUUUCAUAAAUCACUGCUUUCAUGUGUAACUGCCAGGCAACGCCGUAACCUUUCCUAGCACCAGGUACUCAAAUGCACUCCAUCUCCACUCAUUACAGUGCUAGACGAGCGUGAAGUGUCUCCAAAAGUGAGCAGCAGGACUGUUCAUCAGAGGUGACGCACAAGUGGGAGCAGGGGAUUGGGAGACUGAUGAAGCUGUGAUCCAAACACACGCGCCCGCACCUCCACAACAAGCUCAAGGAACAGAUUCGACUGACGAGAAUCAACAACAGCGCCCGGUGUACACAGGCGCCAUGCAUAAUUAGCACUAUAGACACAGUGUGCAGGAAUAUGCUCAGACUGCAAACAGCUCUGUGAUUCUGAAGAACCACAGAAUAAAUAGGUGCUUCUGUGGAUUUAUUGUCAACAGGCAUGUGGAGGCAUUUAAAUCCGGAAAUCAAAAGAUCCUCGUGUCUGAGAGAGUGGGUUUGCUGUAAAAGUAGAGGCCAAACUCACUUCCACUUAAAUGGCAACAGAAAGAAAUUGUAUUCCAACAGAGAGGGGUGGUUUAUGCUGAUCGUUAUUCCGAAACGCGUCCAUGUAAACACUUAUUCCGAUCGUGACUCUCUUACCUGACUCGGUCUUGCUCUUUAGCCUUUUGCUUAUUUGUUGAGGUCAGUACAGGAGGUUUCAUUAUUAACACUACAGCAUAAAACCAUAGACUGUAUAUACUAUGGACAACUUGGUUCCGCCUUCCGCCAGUAUACGGAUUUGAAGCCGAAAAGCUCUCAGUAAUUCCGCGUUUUUUUAGACAUUUCCUGAAACCAACAUUGCGCAGUAGUGUUGUACGCAUUCGGCGGAAGAGUUGCCAAGAGUUGCUGUGAUGACGCUCGGCUCAAACAGCGUAUCCCCCAGGUGAGCUACGCAAUCUUUGUACGCCCAUAGGCUGUAUCAGGUGUCAAUCAUAGAAAACAUGAACCCCCUAAUAAAAAGAGGACUUGAGCACAAACUAGUCUGACAGUAACUACAUGUCAACAUCACAACCAGGGGGGAGAAAAAUUUAUGUUCUGUGAAAUAAAUUUCUAAAGUUUGUCCACAGCUCCAUAAGCUUUGCUGGCAGAGGCGGGAUUUAUGACCUAUACUGCAGCCCGUCAGCAGGGGGUGCUGUUCUCAGAGUGGCUUCACCCAGCCAGGAGGCAGACGGCGUCCGUUCUAUAUACAGUCUAUGCAUAAAACACAACCGCAGGUGUCAUGUCUGCUAACGAGGCGUACAUACAGCGUAUUGAUGUCACAUCUGUACGCACAGAGCAACCUUUGAAAGAAAACAGUAAAAUGAGUGAACAAGGGCGCCAUCUAGUGACAGCAUUUAACAAGGGGAGAACAUCCUGAAUUGCCACCACCGCGUUUGUUGGUUUGUUGACAGCAAAGGCGUCAAUACAACUCUUCUUUUUCUGCAGUUGUUUUAGCGAAAUCUGACAACUCUGCACAUGUCCAAAUGCUUCUAAUCUGAAUAAAACUUGGUGAAUGUAAACGCACGUCAUGAUCGGUUGAUUUUGCUCUCAUAUAAACAGUUGAUUCAGAUUAUCCGAUUCCUCAAAUCUUUAAUCGGAUAAAGAAAUUUUUCCCAUGUAAAUGUGGCUGAUGAGCCAAAUGUAAAGUUGAAACUCACUCAGGUUAAAUGCAAACACCAAAAUAUAGAACAAAAUAUUUUUAUUGUUGUUAAAAAGAGACCUCGGUACAGUUCACAAAGCCCAAACAAAGUACAAAUCCUUCCUGAGGAGACAAGAAAACAACAACACCGUGCUUGCUGCAUCUCAUAUGAAUAUCCUACAUCUGUACAGACUAUUUACAAACAUUCACUUUUCAGUACACACGGCAGUAAAGCUGAUGUUGCAGGUGUUUGGUGGGAGCUGGAUGGUUCACAGUGCAGUUCAUCUUAGUGGAUUUUAAACUCAGAUGUUUGUGUAUUCAAGUUUAAAUAAUAUAAGGCUGGGAACAAGUACCUUGUUUGUAGAAAAGUAGCCAAAAUCCCAUUUGUUUUUACUAUAACAAAAAUCUCAUAGCAGGUUGUAAAUGAUAUGUUUUACUCACAAAAACAAAAAUGCCAUGAAAUAACCUGUAACAGACUGACAAUGCAGCUUUUAGCAGAUAUUACUUAGACGGCGUUAAAAGUGCUUUUGUUGGGGACUAUUUUCACUGAUGGAUGAAAACACAUUUGUUGCUUUAGUAAAAGUAUACAGCAGCGUGAGAUAGUGUUUGAGUCCAAUAAACAACAGAGUUUGUGUUUACUGCAAUUAUGUAAAGUGUCAUCUGUUUAAAAGCGUCUGUGAGGAGUUGUGAAAGAAAUUGAUACCGAUGCUUCUUUAUGGUCCCAAAAGCAGACAGGCACUAGAGAUGAAAAAGAAGAUUUCUAUAUGGUACUUUUUGAGGCCUGAAACCACUGCAAGGGGGUAAGUACCUAAAGGGGUGUCCAGGGGUGGCACAGACCCCCUUUAAAAACCCCAAACUCCUCAUGUUGGCUCAUGUUGUCAAUGGCAGGACUCAUGUAUAGAUUAAAGGCACUGUGAGGAGUUUUUAAGUAGUAAAAAAACAGACUAAAACUAGUACUGAUGCCUUUUUAUGAGCUUCAAAAGCAAACGAGACCAUCUGCAACAAGGCCAAUAUUCCCACUAUUGUGACUUUAAAUGUCUGAAACUGAAAUGAAGGGGAAAGUUUCAGACAGGAUGAUAAACAGCAGGCUAAACAAACUCUUUUUUGUCCUUUUUCCAGAGCAAACACAAACAAUGAGUGAUACAUUUCACAACGACAUAAGGUUCUUGUCUGAAAACAAUACCCACUGAGCAUUUUUUGGCCUGGAAGAGGUCGAAUAGAAGUCUAAACGUAGCCUCGAUGAAUGGUCUAAAAUCAGGCUAUCUCAGGUCUAAAAAUAAAAGUUUUUUAGACGUCUAAAUUAAGAUCUAAAUCUGGGCUUUAUCUAUACUACACAGUAUAUUGCUCAACAGCUUUCAUAACUAUUUAGGUUAAGUACUUGGAGAUCAGUUAUGCAACUCACAGUUACUUUUUGAAACAAAUAGUUAUCGAAUGAUGGGUUAAAGUGCAACUGUCUAAAUUCCAUCUAAAAAUAUACAGAAAUUGAAAUUAUGUCUAAAGAAAAACUAGUCGUCUAAUAGCUCUGUAUUGCUCAGUGGAUACUUUUACAUGUAGGGGACAAGAGAUAAGAGGAAUCAGUUUGUCCACAGGGGGCGCCAAAGUGACACAAACAAUAAAUUCCUCACAGCAGUUGUAACUAUUUUGACUAAUUACAAGGUUACUUCACAGUUGGAGUUUCACAUACUUUUCCAUACCGACAUUUUAGAAUUAUUUCUGGAAAUACCUACUUUUUAGAAAACAGUAUUUUAGAACUGGUAAAAGUCUGGAAACAUAAAUAUUUUUCCAACUUUAUUUUUCCAACUUUUUAAGACCUGGAAAUUGAUCAAAUUUAUUUCCAUACUUUUCAUAGUUGCGUAGGAACCCUGUAAUUAUUAAUCCUAUUAACAUUGAAAUUUAACACAUUUCUUUAUAAAAUUAGUUUAAACUGUAGAAAUAUUUCAAUAGUUUUUAACAGACUUGAAAAGGAGAACCAGAACUUUAAAAAUUGCAAAAAAAAGUUUUUAAAUAAGCUACAAGUCACUUUUGGUUUAUGAUUUAAGUGGCGUGGCCUUUUAUGCAGUAUUAGAAGUAGUAGUUGUAUUUUAUUCGGUCAUCAUGAAUAAUCAAUAAACAUGCAGUAGUGAUUAAAUAUGCAUAUUAACUCUACGGACAAGGAUUCACUCUUUGAUGAUUUUGUUUGGUUCAUGUCAGGGUGGUAUUUUCUGUCAACAAUCUCAUCCUUCUUAUAUUUGACAGUCAAAUACAGUAAAUUAUUGUAAAACUCUGCUGUCGAGGAUGUAAAGAGAGGCUGCUGUUUAGCAUGCUGUCAGAUGUCUGGUUUUACAGCUAUCAACUCUUGCAUCAGUUUCAGAAAUCAUGCAUGUCUUCCCUGCUCUCUUCCCUCCACAUUUCCCGUCUCUCUUCAGCUGUCCUUUCUAAUAAAGACAAAAACACCCAAAAGUAUCACAAUUCAAAAGCGUUAGUCUUGUUGCUGUUGGUCUUGUUUGCUUUUGUAGGACAUGAAGUGGAAUCAGGAUUUAUUUUCGUCUACUUAACUCAUCAAAAACUCCUCACUGGGGCUUUAAGUGCGCGGACAACAAUCAAACUCUAUUAAAGAACAAGAUAAAUCCUGUUUUCUCUGUUAAGACAUUCACUGACAGUAGAAUCAGUUUAUUAUUGUUAGAUCUGUUUGUUAUUAAUGGGAUUUGCUUGAAAAUAAAUACAUCAUCAGCCUUAGCUUAUAAAAAAUAAUGCAGACAUCAAAUAUUACAACUUAACCCGUUUUAGCAGUAGUCCCCUGAGUUAGAGAAGAAAAAAACACAUUCAUUAUAAAUCACUUAAAACAUACUGUGUAAAAUUGCAAUGUCAUUCCUUUGUGUUUGGUUUAGUAACAGCAACACAGACAGUAAAUUGCUCCAGUCUGCUUUUUCAGCACAAAGUCUGGCAGCUCAGGUCUCGGCGUUGACCUCGUUCAUGCGCGGGUGUGAUUAUUUUCCAAGUCGUUUAAGUCACAUAAAAGCAUUUAAUUAAUAAGCACCCAUCCAUUCGUGGGAUCCCCUUCAUAGUCAGCUGAGCAUUACUUCUCAGCAUCACUGAGGCGAAUCCUCUUAAUUGAGUGGUGUCAUGAGAGGCAUCUGUAAACAGAGGGCACUAAAUAAAUAGGUCCUUGUACACUAAGACCACCCCUACGGAUAAUUUCUUCCUUCAUAAUUGUCAGCGGUCCCCAGGGGAGGACAAGUCCGUCUUGUGCAGGAUGAGUCUCAUCUCAUUUACUCCCUGUGGCUAUUAUUAUUUUUUUAUAUUGUUAUAUACAAACAGAUAUUCAUGCGAGCACCUCAGGUGCAUUUUGUCAAGGUGGUGUUGUUUAGUUUUCAUGAUGAAUGGCAGAGCGGAUGUGAGCUUGGUCAAGAGCUAUGGAUCACUGAGCUUGUCUUCUCUGAGCAGCCUCUUGGCAAAGUUUGAUGCAUGACCUGUGCCAUGCAAGUCAAAAUAGAACAAUAAAUGUGUGUCUGGGGUAGCAGAGUGUGUGUGUGUGUGUGUGUGAGAGUUUGGAGAGAGGCUGCUGCGGGGGAGCGUUUGUAUAAAUAUCCUACAGCAUCACUGAUUUAAUUUAGCAAAUUUUUUAAAAGGCUGUAUUUUUAUAUUUUUAAGAUAAUAUGUCUUCUCCUUUUAGGUGAGUCGGCCUGUUUACCCAAAUAAAGUUCAGUUUUUCAUCCCCAUGGGAGACAGGUGCAUUUCUUUCAUAAGAAAAAAAACUGACUUAAGCACUUAGAUAGCAUGCUAUGACAGCUAUUUUGAGUGCAGAACCUUGUGCAGUCACUCUUGCUUGGUGGUAUAUUGGAUCAUGUCUGUCAGCUGUUUGUUUGUGUCAGUGGAUGUGGGACAGUCGCAGCGCAGUCUGCUGACAUCUGUCAUCAUCUCGGUCUCCCUCUGUGAGCCUGUUGCUGGAAAGACACAACAAGCCCUUCAUUGCCAACAUGUCAUGCAGAAGAAGAGGCUGAACCUCUGACACACAAUGCUGCUUUUUAAAAAAAAGCCGCCACCAUGUCACAAACACUCAAGACUAAAUAGAUUUUUGUGGCACUGGGAUGACUGUCAAUCGUAGAAAAAAUGCAGCAGCCAAGUGCUGUCAGGCUGCCUUCGACGAAUGAAAACCACAGACAAAAGCACAAACUGGGGAGGAGAUGGUGCAAGCGGGAGCAGGACUUAUACAGCAAAUAUACACAUUCACAGAGAAGAGCACGGUGUGACAUGACAGACUCUGAGCGCUCGUCUAAAAGAGAGGAAAAUGCUGAAAUAUUUCACUGUAAAGGAACAUUUGCCUGAACUUUUAAACCCUCUGACUCGGUUUCACUCACCUGGUGUGGGUGGGCGAAGUGGCCGUGCUUGUGUGCGCCUUCGUGGUGAUGAUGAUGGUGGUGUCCUGGGUUUGCGCCGUGAUGGUGCUGCGCGUGGUGACGCUGAUGUACGUGAUGAGGUCUUUGAGCCACCGGCAUGUUAACAGGUGGUUUAGGCGGCUGGGGUCCUCGGAUUGGAGAUCUGUGCUGGGGCUGUUUUUGAGGGAUGGUUUGGAACUGUGCGAGGGGGAUCGCAGGCGGAGGUGUCGGCGCGCGCUGAGUCGCAGGAUUAAGAGUUUGGAUUUGCGGUCCAGGGUGGCGCAGGGCGGCCUGCGUCUGCUCCUGUCGGUUCUGAAAUGUCUGAGCCCUCUGAGUGUGGGCUGUGAGCGCAGCCUGGGUGAGGUUGCUGCGGUUAGGCUGGGCGGGGGGAUACUGGACUGGAGCGAAGCCUCCUUGGCGAGGUGGGUUGGCGGCUUGCAUGACAGGCUGUGUCUGCACGCCCAGACCUUGCGGUGUUUGUUGGACCGGUUCUGCUCUGAACUGCGGGGCCAUGUGUGCCUGUGGAAGGUGAUUAGGAUCAGCCAAAGCCCUUGUAUCUGCACCGUGCAGAGCAGGCGGUCCCUGUUGUGUCAUCAGUCCUUGUGACACAGUGGCGCGGCCCACAGAGGCCUGCUGGCUCACCACAGGGAUAGCCUGGGGGUUAUAGCUGCGUGUGGCUUCCUGCCUGAGGGCGGUCUGGCUACCAAGAGAUGCUCUGAUGUCUGGCUGAGCGGCCUCCCUUUGUGUGCGGGGGCUCCUGUGUGUGUGGCGAGCAGCCUCAAGCUGCGCUGCGCCGCGAGACUCUGGGCCUCGGAGAUCAGCAGAUCGGCUGCGUUUCUGUCUGUCCACUGAAGCGGCGUCUUGUCUCCGGGGGGGCGUCUUGCUCUGACGUUGAGGCUGAGGUCGGGUAUUUGUUCUGGACUGCGGUAAAGGAGGAUGGGUAGUGUAGUCUGUGUAGUCUGGAGAUGUUCGUCCUCUUUGAAGAGUUCCACUUGGAUACGCCGGUGUCCCUCUGAGGCGAUCCCAGGGCAUCUGCCGAGGGGACACGGAGCUGGCGGAGGGAUCUUGAGUUCCCGAGUCUCUGUCGGACCUGUGACGAGGCUCUGGCUCCUGUGUGUACGUCUGCGUGUUCGCGUUUCUCUGGGAAGGGUGAUUGCUGUUAAAGUGAGUGAAUCCGGUCGGUAUAAGCGCUGGCUGUUCUUGGCGACUGGUUUCCAAAAUCCCAGGAGUCGUCCUGGGAUUUAACAGAACUCUCUCUAUUAGACCCGCUUCUGCUUGUGGCGGCGGAUUAGGAUUGGCCGUGUUCGUUAAAGGUGUGGAGUUGUCUUGCUGAGCCUGUUGGCUGUUGUUCGGGUACGAGUUAAGAUUGACGUGGAUAGUUGGCGCUUGUGCGUUGGCGUUGGUGUUGUUUUGCUGGCCUGUUUGCGGCACCGUGUUGAGGUUGACGUGGACCGCCGGCUGCUGAGCGCCGCCCUGGAUGACAACGUUCGGAUUCUGCUGCUGCGUGUUGGGGAGCGUGUUUACAUUCUGAGCACCGGUGUGUGCGAAGGCGGGGUUGUCGAAGCCAUUGUGCGGGAUCGAAUUGGUGUUGUGAAAAGAAUUGUGUAGGAGUCGAUUCGUGUCCGCACGCUCAUUGUGUCGGUGUGUGUCGGAGUUUUGCAGGCCGUUCAUCUGCAGCACCUGAAGGUUUUCGCGCGGGGCUGUGUAGAAGCGGUCGGGGUGGCGUGCGCGUGUAUUGGUGUAAAAGAGGGGGGGAUUGGGACCUUGGCCUAAAUCCCUCGCACCAUUAGGUUGAGGAUCUGGAGGCUUAAUGGGACAGGAUGAAAAAUGAGAGGAGGGGGAGAGGAGACAGCAGAAGAAGGAUGAAGAGAGAGGGUUAAUCUGUGAAAAUGGACAAGAUAAAGACAAAAUCAAUAGUGAAUCAUAUGAAAACUUUACUGCGGCUUACUAAAGGCCGGGGAUUCUGGUUGGUCUUUGGCACAAGCACAGUUUCCCUUUGUUGUGCUGUAAUAAAAAUAACAAAACGAUUUACCACCGAAGUGCGAGAUAACACGGCAGAGCUCUUAUGUAAAGUAUAAACAGACGAUGGGAUAAUUAAGAAGCCAAUCAAGUUUCCCUGGGGAUAAACAGAGUUAUAUCUUAUCUACCAUGAGUGUUUGACUCCACAUUAUAAACAAUGAAUGGACAAACUAAACAUCCAAGACGGUUCACACAGACUCACCCCUCCUCCUUCGUACGAGGAAGACAAUAAGCCAGAUGAGGAGCGCGAUGAUUAAGAUCAGCAGCAAAGAGCCAAUCACGAUCCCCACCACUUCUCCAACAUCCAGACAUAUGUCUGUAACAGAGAGACCGGUGUCAAAGGGGGAGGGAUUCAUAAAGAUAAUGAGUCUGGACUCAGACAGACAAACGACAGAGAAGGGAGGAGAUGAUUCCUAAAAAGGAUGAUAAAAAACAGAAAGAGAGAAAGAGAAAUGGAAAUAAAGGGAGAGGAGAGAGUAUGUGAGAGUCCCUGAACGACUUUGACCGCUCUCCACCAGAUCAAUCUCCCUGAAUACCUCCUGUCUCUCUCCUGUCGUGAAGACGGAUACAGAGAGGGAGUCCAAAACCAACCGCCAUCAUUAUCAGUCACAGGGAGGUCAGCGUCCGCCAUAACUCACCCACAAUGGUCAGAGGGGUGCUCUGCUCCGACGUGGUUGUGGUGAUGGUGUUCCUGGCCGUGCAGACGUAUCGGCCGCUCUCGUCCGUGUUGAAGGUUUGAAGGCUGAGCACCCCGCUGUCCGGCUGACCAGAUGCGACCGUCUGUCCGUCACGCUGCCACACGAAGAGGGCAGGAGGCAGCGAGUCGGACAAGCAGGUGAGGCGCACCGUCUGUCCGACUAACACGUCCCCCUCCCCGACGCAGUCUUUAGGGCUCUCUUUGGUCAGCACAGGGGUGUCGGGGCCAUCUGGUUUGGUUAAGAUCAGACGACGUGGUGAUCAGCGUCAGAAUAUUCAGUUCACAAGGACAACAAGGUGGAUGUGGAUUAAAAAACAAGUGACUCUGAAUCCUGCCUAAAGGUUUGUCUGUUUCUCAAAACCUGGUUUAAAUCACCUCACCUGACAUUUUGAUAACCCUCCUCCUGUCUCCUGCACUUUGUCUGGUUGGAUGUUUAAUCUUAAUCUCAUCAUCUGUCAUCUCUUCAUCAACAUGGAGCCCAAUAAGUCACAUUUAUAGUACAACCUCAACAGAGAGCGAACUAAAAAAAAAACCCACACCAAGGUCAAAGUCUGAUCUGCAUAAUAAUGAGACACCUCCAUGAAAAGUUACUGCAACCACAGUUCGGUUUUAGUCGACAAUAACGGACAGAAAUACGGAUUUUCACCGUAGGAAACCAGAAAUUAUAAAAAGGAUGGAGCAUUGAUUGUGAAUAAAGAUGAGAGACAUGUCUCCACCUCCCUCUUUGUACAAAAGUCAAGCCACAAACACCCCCCAUGAUGUAUUGAACCAAACUGGAGCCAGUCCGAGCAGAAAGGGGACAGCUUUGGAGCCGGAGUAUCGGUUUUCCUGCCCAUUGUUAAAAUCAAAACACACACUCCACGGUCAGAACGGAUUCAUGAGUUAAUCUGAAGUGAAAAAAAAAAAAAAUUUCACCAACUCUUAUGAUAGUGUUUGUCACAUUUCUCUUCUUCUUCUUUUGUCAACAGAAAUGUCUACCAUGAACUUAAACCCCAAUUUAGUAAAUACCUCAUGUUACCUUUUCUAAUGAUUUUUUUAUGAAGAUUAAUCCACACCACAAGCCUCUCUGGUAAAGACAUCCCCUCAUAAACUAUUUUCAUGCUUUUAUUUCAAAUUUUCUGUCUUCCAUUUUGGUUGCUUUAUCUGCUGCAUGGUCAAACUCUGCUUUUAUUUUGAAGUACUCUACUUCUGGUAGGUUGUUAGUUCUGUAACCAAAAGAAAACGAUUAAAAAAAACUCCUGGAAAUUGAUUAGUAACUCUAAGUGGUACCAGUUCUUAUUUUCCUUUUGGAUUCACAAUAAAUCUUGAAAAUCUCUCAUUAAGAGUGCCUUACCAUCUCUCAAAGGGCUGCUUCAGCCAGCUCACUAGUACUCUGCUACUUCCUCUGUAUCCAUCUUUCGUUGAAGGACAUGGUAACGGACAUUUUUAUUUUUUAGCAGAAUAUGAAUAUCUUAAAGUUUCUAAAAGUUGUAAUAACUUUCAAUACCAAUAAAUCGUAGGGUGACCAUAUUCUGAAUCCCCGAAACAAGGACACGACUACACAGGGGCGGAGUCACGGAGUCGUGUAAAGUUAACUUUGAAAGUUUUUCUGGUCGAAUCAAGUGUUUUUUACGCACUUCUAACUCAGUAAUUCCCCGCGACACAAACUCAAAAACUUCAAUACAAAAUCUGGACAUUUGAAGGAUUUUAUAAACUCCCCCGGACAAGGUUGGACAGCCCCCCAAAAAGAGGACAUGUCUCAAUAAAAGAGGACGUAUGGUCACUCUAAUAUAUCGUGACAGCCCUCAUUUGUCCAAUCAAGAAGGCAGGCUUCAAACUUGAUGACCUGUACUGCCACCAGCCAACAGGGGGAGCUCUAAGUGUUUCAGCUGCACUUCAGGGACGUGUCAUGAAAUGAAUCCAUUCAUCCACUCACUGGGAUGGACAUGUUAAUAUAUUUUUGAGAAUGAUGUUUAGUUAGAGACUUUUUAGAUGUCUUGUUUCUUGGCAGGUUGGAGAACCUCCAUCCUGCCAAGAAAGAGUUCAGUGUGUAUCUCUCCGUGAACCGUAACUUGUUGUUUUUAUAGUUCAGUUUUUGUACAAAAACAAAUCAAAAUAGCGUCUGAGACAUACAUGUGAUAUUAACAGAGCUUCGGAGGUGUCUUCAGAGCUAUUAAAUAAGGCCGACCUUUUCUGAGUGUUAAUGGCAAACUCAGAUAAACAGCUGUUGUGCUGUUAUAUGUUAGAAACACGAGCAUCAGUUUUCUAGUUUAACCCAAACCAAAAACAACCUCUGUUUACAUUCACCUAAAAAUAAAAAGCCAAUGGUAACUUAGCUGAUUAAUCCAAUUCAUAUCACUAAAUCAAUAACUCUUUAUUAGUAUAGCACCAAUUUAUAUCAAACGUUAUCUAUUUGAAGAGGAUCUAACAUCACGAUGAGCGAGUCAGUCUGCAGCAAUAAGCAGUUUAACAGUGUUUGUAAAACCUCCCCUUUAAUGGAGGAAGAGGCCUCGAGCAGAACCAGAACCGGGCUGAACAGCCAUCUGCUGCAGAAAGAGACAAGAGGCAUCCAGACAAACACAUCAUUUUGAGAUGGCGCCUCAGCUGUGACAGGAGUUUGAGGAGCUUCUCUCAAAAUUUGUGGGAAUAAAAUAUGAGAAAAUAAUUAAAAAGCGACUAAUAGAUAAAUCAGUGACCAUGAUCCUUCAGGUUUUUUUUAUAUGAGCAGGAAUUCAACAGCCUCUGUGAGUGUGACAUCCAGCAUUCAUGCUUUUAACUUGAUUUAAUCAUAUUUCUUGGAGUACAUACUCCUUCAAAACAUUCAUAGUUUCAACAGAUUCUGUCAAAACCAUUGAAAAUGUGUUUUCUCUGGUUUAGAAAAAAACCUCUCUCAAAUUUACUCAAUAAAAACGAAGCUUUUCUUCGUGUUGUUGGGGUAACUAGCUGCGUUUGAAUAAAACUACGUCAGAAAUAUGGAUGUGAUCAAAACGGAGUUAGAAGCAGCACAAUGAGAGAUCUCAGGAGGACAUCUUGACCGCUCUGAGUCUGUUCAGCACCCUGUACAGUCGGUAAUAGAUGAGCUAGAGCUGUUGCAGUGGCUGCAGCAGAUUAGUCACCACUUGUCAUGUGAUCAGUGUAAACUCACAGUAGACAGUGAGGCUCUUAGCGUCGGUGUCGGCGCUGACAAGGUUGCUGACGGUACACGAGUACUCCCCGGCAUCCCCCCGCCUGGCUGGGUUGAUGAGCAGGGAUCCGUCCGAGAUGGUGAUUCUGGAGUCAGUGGUUGAGGUGAUGGCUGUGCCCCCUUUCCCCCACUGGACUGUCGCCUCCGUCCCUGAGGUCCGCGUACACUUGAGCGUCACGUUUCCCCCUUCCACUGCUACUGUGGGAAUCUGCAGACUCACUCCAGUCACAGCAUCUACAGCGUACAAGACAAGAAAAAUCAGUUUUACCAAGGCGUGAAAUUUCAAAGAAAAGUUCUGCGAUUGCACUUUUUUCUCCGGAGAACGAGGGAGUAAAAGAGUUCAGUACAAAAGCUGGAGUGACAGAACAAUGGAGGGUAGUUUUUAUGAUUCUGUUGAGGAUAAUUUGUUGUAAUCAAAGCAAGUGAGCACUGAGAGGGGACAGGAUUCAGAUAGAGGCACAGAUGGUGAGUAAGGGGGCAGACGGUGUGAGUGGUGCUGAGAAGCCUCUUGGCGGGCAGCCUAAGUUAAAUAAUUGGAGAGGGAGAAGAGGGGGGCGUGAGGACGGAGGAGGCUGUGACUAAGAGAGGACCUCAGCGACGACCAAAACAUUAGCAGCGACAAAACACUGCAAAUCGGAUCCUUGUGCUUUUUUUCCCCUCUUGCUUGUGACUCAGCAGAAACAUGGAAAAUUGUCAAAUUUUAGCUUUAAGUUCGGAGUAAGUGGGAGUUUGAGAGUCGCGCUCGAGGAUGCAUAUGUUCCGUGACGGAAACAAGCUGUUGUGAGUUUGGAGGAUGUGACCUUUUCAGCGAGAAUAAAACUGGUACUUCUAACAAUUUGGUCACUCUGGCGCACCAUCAUUGUCGUUGUAAGAGGGACGAGAGAGAGAGAGAGACUGCACGUCAUCCAUCCAGCGUGGGAGAGACUCUCAGCUGCUCGGGCUCCAAUUCAGCGCUGAAUAUAAAUAGAUGCAGAUACUGUAUGUACUGUAUGUGGUGCUAUAAUCAGGCUACUUCAAAAUCAAACAUCUAAGAGCAUGAGCGCUGCAUAUCAAAUGAGUUUUAAUUAGCAUAGAGCCCUGAGCCUGCAGCUCCAUCCCCUCCUCCUUUUCCAUUAAUUUUAGCUCGCCUACGAUGGGUCACUAAUUUCAUUACACCUCCCAGACUAAUUCUCUUACUUUCCAAAUCCUCCCUCUCCUCUUUUUACUCCCUUCUGUUCCUCCUUAACAUUAUCACCUCCCUUAAACCUCCCUCUCCUGCACACUUCACCGCCUCACCCACCUUCCCCUCCCUCGUCGUCGUCCUCGUCUCCCCCUCACAGGCACACUUCUUUAUCUCUUACCGAACACCCUCAGCUGUAUUGAUCUGGAAUUAGCCAAUAGGCCCGUCGUAUCAAUAGGGUCCACCUCCACCGUGUAGUUUCCGGCGUCUCGGAGCUGGGCGCCGCUAAUUCUCAGCUGGGUGGCGCUGAUGGUGACUCGGCCCUGGAACUGGGCGACUGUGUUCACCACCGAGGUCCCUCCGGUCCACAGACCCAGAGUGACUCCCUGGUACUUCCAUGUCACGGACAGGACCUGGGACACCGUCAGAACCGUGAACACGAUCUCAGUGCUGGUUUGGACGAGUACUGGGUCUGUCUGGAACUGGAUCUGGACCUGGUCUUGAGCUCGUACACCGGCAGCAAGGAGGACUGAGUGAAAAAUAACAAGAGGGAAGGAUAUCAACAAAGUGCAUCAGAAUGGAUGAGAUAUAUAACUUUAAGAUGUUUAGUAACAACCGCACGAUAGCAAUACACAGCGUUCUAUGGAACCAUACCUCAACCAAAACGCCACUCUAUAGCCACAAAUAAUGCUCAUCACACUACACAGCUUAAACUGACCGGGUCCGACCAUCAGCAGGUCGUCUCAUUAGAAUUUAGGAGGUGCUGGUGCUGACCAUGACCCCAAAGCUCCUCCCCCUCCUUCCACAUUACCAUCAUGUUAUCAGCGGAGAAAGAUUGACUUUAAAUUCCUCCUCCAUCGACCUACAAACCACAACAUGAACACACAUACAGAGAUGCACACACACACACAUAAAUCCCCCUCUCUCUGCUUUCUUAUCCCUCUCAAGGCCAUCAAAUAAAACUUUCAUUCACUUCUCUCCUUUUGUUUCUCUCUCGUAUUGUUUUGUUUUCAUUGUUCAGGUUUUCUUCAAAUCAUUCCUUGUUGAGUUCUGAUUAUGUCGCAUUUGUCCCGUUAUUGUCCUCCAGUAAUUUUCUAUUGUUGAGCGCUCUUAAUGUUCUAUAAUCAGGGCCAAAAGGGUCAUGUUUACCAUUUCUAUUAGGCUUUUUUAGCCUGUUAGCAUCCUACUUUUUCAUAGAAACAUAAAACACAAAAUCAAGGAAAAGCUGAUCGGGAUAUAAUAGAUGUUUUGGCCUGAAUAUUUGUAGACAACCAAACACUUUUUUUUUUUUUUUUAGAUGAAUCAAUUAAAGCUGCUAUAAGGAACUUUUAGUAUGUAUUGGAUAUGGCGCCCCCCUGUGGACAAAGUAAGAUCAAUCACAGCAAAUCUGAUAUGAAGGCUAUUUCUACAUCCUUUCGGACACCUAACCCCCUCUGAACUUCAUUUAAACACAAAAAUUACGACUGAAAAAUCACUACUCUAGUUGUUUGAUGGUCUUUUUUUGCUUUUCAGGCUCAUACAGAGGUGUACCGUAUUUUUCGCACUAUAAGGUUCACUUAAAAUCCUUUUGGCUUGUCGGAGCACUGCAGCAACCAUAGCCUCACGGAGUUAUUGAAUGAGUUAAAUAGAUCUUGCCUUAUUUGACUGUUUUGUUUGACUUCAUGUGCUUUAUAAUCCAGUGCACUUUAUAAUCCGGUGCACUUUAUAAUCCGGUGCACUUUAUGUAUGAAAAUAGACGCGAAUAGAUGCGUUCAUUGAUGGUGCGCCUUAUAGUGCGAAAAAUACGGUAAGUAUCAGUUUCAGUCUGUUUCUGAACUUGUCAAAAACUCCUCACAGUGCCUUUAAGAGAUGACCGAAGGGAUGUUUACGAAUAAUAUGUUUGUUUGUAUCAUAGUAUGAGGCAAUUAAAUGAAUCAUUCUCAUAAUAAACCCACCUGGUAGAUGAAGACACCAAUUAAAUAAAUUUAAGAUAAAGACACAGGAUGAAAAAAUUAGUAUCAAAUGUGAAAAAACAUCAUUGGGGUUGAAUAAUCUCGGUGUCUAUGAGUUGUAAGCAGCCCCACAGGAGCGUUUUCUCUCUAAACUUCUCUAAUGGUUUGAUUUGAAUAAGAGUUUCAGGGCAAAAGAGGAAAAUAAAAUCCAACAUUUCAACAUUAAAGAUUAGAGGGAAGAGAAAGCAGGAUGGUGACACCAUUUUGGGAUUUUUUUUUUCCUGUCACGUACCCACUAAUAUCACACCGGUCUAAUAAUGUAGUAUCGGUGGUAUUAAGUCCUGAGAGGCCAUUUUUUCAGCUUAACGUCUGCUGGGAUUCGAAGUUAACUUCUAAUACCUUUUACUUAAGUGAAUGUUUACAGCAGGACUCUGACUUUAAUUGCUUUUUUCUAACUAAUGUAUUUAAACUUCUACUUAAACAAAGGAUCAGUGGACUAAAUCUAUGGAUAUACACAGACCGGGCUCUGGGGGUAAAAAGCCAUUAGUGAGGCACACACCCUCUCCUCUCCUUCCAGACUUCACACUGUGUAUUUGGACUGUAAGUGAUCCCAUACUAAACAUCUAUUUUGUGUUUUCUCCAGCUCGACUCGAGGUGAGCCAAGUCAAAGUAAUGUUUGCUGCAGCUAUUCUCAAGAUUCAGAGGUUUACACACGGUUUCCAAACACGUGUUUCAUGAAAAAUUCAUUAUACACAUUCACUCAUUUAAUUGCUUUAUGCUGUUUGUUCAUUUGCAGUCUGUAUGUGAAGGAGGAAGAUAGGAAAAAAAAGUCUGUUUCUGUAUUUGGCUGCCAGCUCUCCCUCAUGCUCCUGUUUGUGUGGUAUUAAAGAUUCAAGCAGAGAAACCCAGCCUGAAUUUUCAAUAUUCUUUCACUGGCACAUAAAGCGACCACACAGGAACUCCCUGGCCAAUAAAUUACAGUGAAUUAAAUCAAUAUGGUCCUGAUCAGUCUCGCUGGACUGCCUUUACACGAUUUUCGCCGGGGAGCAGGGAAUAAAAUGACAGGAGCCAACAGUGAGAUGGAUUACAUUCAGACUCCCGGGACAAGUGUUUCAAUGUCUGAUUAAAAAUAUCAAUCGCUGAGUUUCUUUUCCAGCGGAGACAGAAAGAGUCAUGAGUCAGAAGUCAGUGAGUAACACCUAGGAGUGACGCGGCGUAGUAUCGAUGCUUUCAUGACCUGUUUAUCGGAGCGGAGUCACCACAUAUGAAGCAAUGUCUAAGAGUCAACAAGAUACAAUGAGUGUGCAAAUAUAAAAGAAAAGAGAGAUUUACGCUCUGAAUAAAAAAGUCACAGCAACACCUGUGAUCCUACAGGAAAGGACUGACAGCCAGGCGUAUUAAAAAUAACUUUUUCUGGUCUUUGUGUUCACAUACGAGGCUCUCAAAGUUCAAUCUAACACUAUUCAGUCCUUCAUUUCAAACUUAAACCACUGCUAGAAAUAACACAUUAAUAAUUCUUAUACCUAAAAGACAUCUUAUCACGUUUUAUCAAGUUUUAGAGUAGAACCAACUCAAAACUUUUGAUGUUACUUGCCAAAGAAAGCAAAAAUUAUACAUAAUUUUGAAACUCUGCAAAUUGUUUUUUUUGCUUUAAUUGUUUUCUUUUAUGCAUAAACACAAACCUAUACUUAGUGGACUAAUAAGAAAAUAAUCAAAACUCCUGGUUCUUGUUUCUCAGCUCGUUUAGCUGAAAAAAAUAAAUCUUAAAAACUGAAGAUUUACGCUUCCAACGCCAGGUAAUAAAUGUGAUGUUGCAUAGGAAAAUAGUUUUCAAGAUGGCAGAUCUGGUACCAGCUUAGCUCCAUGAUAUAACUGUAUAAGCUGUGACUGUCUCUCAAUGCUUCCUAUACAGUCCACUUAUCAUUAGACAUGCACUGAGGUGAUAAAAAAUCAGUAAAACUAACAGUUCAACACCCUAUUGAAAUAAUGGUCUGAGCCAUUUUUUGACGAAAAUUAAUUUGGCCUAAAUCAUUUCAAAAGAUGAUUUGGACAAAAAAACUCAUAUUCGUCAAAAAUUGACUUAGACCAUUAUUUUAAUAGGAUGACGAGUUUUUAUUGAAAAGAUGUUUAAAGCGUCUGUGAGGAACUUUUUUGACGAAAAAGAGUUUUUGGCCUAAAUCAUUUCAAAAGAUGAUUUGGACAAAAAAAACUCACAUUCGUCAAGAAUUGACUUAGACCGUUUUUUUAAUAGGAUGAUGAGUUUUUAUUCAAAAGAAGUUUAAAGUGUCUGUGAGGAACUUUCAUGUUGUGUUGAAUCUGGCGCCCCCUGUGGUCAGAGUGAUAUAGUGUCAGAGUGUCCUCUUUCUCAUCUUGUCCUGAACCCGUUUAUAAAAAGACUUGCUGUAGAUUAACUUUUUUAGGAAGUUUUAGGUCAUAUAGAGGCAUCAACGUUAAUUACUGUCUUUCUCAUAACCAGUAAGAAAAGCCUAAAAGGAGGAAGAAACUUUGAAUUAUUACUAAUUUAUAUCAUUUCGUUUAAGUCCAUAUUUCACACUUCAAAUUACUACAGUGUAAGAGGAAAUAUUUUGGUAACACUUUACAAUAACUUAACUCAUAAAUGGUAAAUAGCCCAUUUAUAAAUGGUAAGCAGAUAGUUUAUUAAUGUUUAAUCAUCAUUUAUAGAAAGCAUAUAGACCAUUUGUACAUUGUAAAUUUUACAAUUUUAAAAACCUAAUCCUAACCCUAACCAUAACUUUACAAUAACCAUCUAAGUAAUGUUUAUAGAUGGUUUAAAAACCAAAUAUUAACCAUUUACAAAGUGCUACUGACACACAUUUAAAUCUAAAUGUUUUACAACCAAUAUUUAAACCCUAUAUAAACCUUUAAUAAAUAGUCACAUUAAUAAACAAUCUAUUUGCCAUUUAAAAUUGGUCUAUAUACUGUUUUUAAAUGAUGACUAAACAUUAAUAAACUAUCUAUUUUAAGGUGACCAGACAGUCCCUGAAUUGGAUGACCUGUCCCUGGCAAAAACUGUCCCCGAAAAUGUCCCCGAUUUAAGCGUUUCAGGAAUGAGAACAAAAAUGUUGCGUGUGGGCAAGAACAACGGUUAUUAUAGUAGCUGAAUGGGUAGAAAGCACAAGUAAGCAGUCCUAAACAACAGUUUUUACGGUGUACAGGGUUUUUUACAAGGGGCGUGCGCUGCUACUAAAUAGUACCGAGAUGUUGUCUGUGAUCACGCAGUCCAUGCACCGAAUGUCCCCGGAUUUCAUUACAGAAAUCUGGUCACCUUGAUCUAUUUACCAUUUAUAAAUUAUGGUUAUUGUAAAGUGUUACCAAUCUUUUUUUCCACAUCCUGUAGGUCUGGUAUGUACAUCAGAAGACGACACCAAAAUUGCAUUUAUCAAUAAAUUCUGUCUUAUUCUUGAAUCAAAUUAUAUGCACAAGGCUCCAACAGUUUCCCCCUAAUAUCAUGCAGCCCUUCUUUAAAUGAAUAUAUUUAUAAGAACAUAAUUCCUCAGUGCUCGCUAUAAUGACUGGGAGCUGUGCCAGCAUCACUUACAUACCAGGUUGCACCGUGUAUUUGGAUUCUGGCUUGGAUGAAUAAAGCUAAAUAUCAAAGUCAUCCAAUGCUGCAUCUCAUCUGUAAGACGGGUCGCACUUAAAUUAUGAGAUUACAUUUUCAUCCUGGUGGUGAAACGUCUUUACUUGAUUGCAAUACAAGGACAGAAAUCUCUCUGCAAUUGAAGUUGGAAUAGACUUAAGAUCUUCCAGGCAGUGCUGAGUAAGUUCUAACAGCCUGGCAAACUUGUUGGUCACUGUUUCACUCUUUCAUAUGUCUUUCUUGUUAACCUCUACUAGUCCGGGUCACUCCCAGUAAGAUCUUUCAAGAGAGACCUGACCAAGUGUAGCAACAACAAAAAGUUUCAAAAGCAGACAAAUCAGACUCAAACUCAAACAGCAGGGUUAAAAAAACACCCUUGAAAUAAAUCGGCUAGAACAAUAUAGACAGCUGGGAUUCAAAACUUUAGCUCUACUCUUUAGCUUUAUAAACACUGAGGCUAACUAAAUCAGUAGUUUGUUUCAGGCAAAAGGUGCAGAAAACCCCAAAACUUUCUUUCCAAACUCAGUUUAAACUUUUGGAACAUCAAAGUGCAUCAUGUCAACGAAUAAAGCAUAUGAAUUCAUAUUUCGCAUUAGAAGAGUAGACUGAAAAUCAUAUUGAUGCCCUUUCGUGAUAUCCAAAAGCAAACAAGUCCAUCAACGACAGAGUUUAAGAUUUUUAUAUCCUGAUUUUGAAUACCUGAAACUGAUGCAGGGGGCUGAAGCAUCAGUACCUUUUUCAAAAUAUCCACAAUGAGUGUCAAACGUCAGCAGGAUGAGACUUUUUUUCCACAGAGGGUGCCGUAAUCGACACAAACCAAAAGUUCCUCACAGGAGCAGUAAAAAAAGAUUAAAAAUAAAAAUUGUGGGUAAUGUGCCAGUUACCAUGCCACAUCAAAUUGCAUGUCUCUAUUUAUUUGGAUCAUUACACCUUGUUAAAUGUGUUUUGAAUGUGUACAAGUUGAUGAUUUUGUCCAAUUGAAUCAUCAUUAUAAUAACAGCACAACUAUUUAAAGUCAUAUUUUCAUGAAUAGAAGCAAGUAUCGGCAUGAUUAGUCGGUCUAUUGUUUAUGCAUGAACAACAACCAUAUUAUUUUACUGUAUUCACACUCUGCCCAUCCCUAUAAACAAAACCUGUGGCGGCAUACUGACUAAUAUAGAAACACGAACCUCUCCCUGUCAUUCUGUGUCUCACAUGUUUGAGUCUGGGAGGGGUCCCUGAACGCACCACCUCACUCAGCAGUCGGAGCACAUAGAGGAAUGCAGCCUCGCAGGUUUAAGAGCGGUUAAGACGAGCUAUCUGCUUGAAAUGCAAUUGUUUUAUAAACGUGCUCGGCAUACCGCUGCCUCUCUCUCUCUCUCUCUCCCCUGACCUGUUUUAUUUCCCACAGUACAGACUCCACUGAAACUCUGCUUUUGUUUAGACUCUUUGAACGCUGCUGGAGCAGGAGGAGAGAAACUGUCAGUGCAAAUUGUUUUUACCUGCCAGUAACAGGCUGAUAAGGAGCAGAGGUUGUCUCAUGUCGUCAGUCAGGCCAGUCUGGGGAGAAAUUACACUUUUAAUAGAAAAAAACACGACUCUAAUGUGUAAUUGUAUAAUUUCUAACAUACUCUAGCUUUCUUGAAGGAGUAUCUACUACAUUGAAGGGUAAAUGCUAACCGGGUUACUGCAAACAAACACAACAAAAACGAAGCUGUAUGAAACUUACCAAAGUGUUUUCCUCCUACCCUCAUGUUUGUUUAGUGUUCAGAAAAGAAACUCCGUAUGCCGUACGGCCCCGUGUUUGUUGACUAAUGAAUCAACUUCCUGUUUCUCUAUUUUUACCUUGAAGGGGCACACCUGUUCUCUUAAAGGGCCAGCAGCAUUUUACCUGGAGAAAGUGCCAUCAUCAAGUAGCUUUGCUAAAACUAGCUCUACCAGUUACAACACGACAACUCUGUUAGUAGUUGAAGUCAGUGGUUCUCAACUGGUAGGUCGCAACCCAAAAGUGGGUCAUGGACAUAGACUGUACAUAGAAUGGACAGAGUCUGCCUCCUUGCUGGGUGAAGCCACUCCGAACACAGCACCCUCUGUUGAUGGGCUGCAGUAUAGGUCAUAAAUCCUGACAGCAAAGCUUAUGGAGCUGUAGACAAACUUUAGAAAUUAAUCACACAGAACAUAAAUUUUUCUCCCCCCUGCUUGUGAUGUUGACAUGUAGUUACAGUAAGACUGGUUUGUGCUCAAGUCCUCUUUUUUCUGUGAAACUCCAUUUUUAAAAGUUACUAGGGGGUUCAUGUUUUCUUUGAUCGUCAUGAUCUUUUUUUCUCUUUCUUGCAUGCCCCAUUAAACUACUCAUACUACUUCUACCACUAACUACUACUGCUACUACUACUAAUUCUACCACUACUUCUACUGCAACUAACUAACCCUAUGCUUUCAAUGACUACCACUGCUGAUUAUAAUCCCUCUUCAUACUCGGUACGUGCCUCAAAGCCUCGAAUUCUAACGUCCCAUCACUUGUCGCGGACACGUUCUGGAUGGGUCGCAAACAGCUGGUCAAAAAGUAAAUAUUUAAUGCCCGUCUGAUGUUUGACAUGUCUUUUAUUUUGAAAAAUAGCUUAUUUUGCGCAAUUUGAUAUUUAUUUAAUAUUUGAUAUUUUCUUUUUAUGCAAUUCAGUAUUUGUCGUCCUCAGUUCAUGUGCUCAGAAGUGCACUUUAAUCAAUAAAACGGGUGUAUUUGUGUUAAAGAUUUGAGUCUUUAAAGGUUUUUUUACAUGAAAAAUAAAUUUGCUUGGUUUGACUUCUAUAAAAGUGGGUCACGGCUUAAGGACCAUGUGAAAAUGUUGGUCCCAGUGUGAUACCAGUUGAGAAUCGCUGGUUUAAGUGAAAUAAAUCUCAUGUCAUAAGGAUGUUAAAUACACUACUUCUUUCACUGUUAUCUUGACCUUCACUCACAAGAAAGUGUUUUGACUUUGCUGUUUUGUUUAGCUCACUUUAUCUUAAAUGAGGAAACAGUCCUUUUUUUCCCACACUCGAUUCUAGUGUUUUUGAGCCACUUGAUUUUCUUUGAUAAGACGGCUGAAGAGAGGUAGGAGAUCUUCAGGAGAGCUGAGUGGGAAAUAACAUUCAGAAAGAGCAGAUACCGAGAAUGAAACCUGUGGCCACUGUUUCAGGGACUUCUGUAUGGAGUGUGCUCAAAUAAGUGCGUCUAAAUCAGUGUUUUUCUUUCAACAACUUCUGAAACAACAACUGAAGAAUAUUAUCUGCAAAUAAACUUGUAGUUCUCAACAUCGUGGGGUAAAAGUGUGUGACAAAGCAUGACAUGUCGAAGCCAGAUACAGUUUAAGUGGCUCAGAUUUCUAAGGAAGCGCACUGCCUCUAUUAUGUGUCUUUUUCUUUUUGUGUUUGAUUAAAACCUCUGGAGGUGAAUAACAAUAACAACAGGGUCCCGCAGUUAAUGCAACUAAAGCACUGUUCUUUUACCAGCAAACACUGAAAUUAAUUAUAGUGCUUACUCCCAGAUAACAGCAUGUUAAAGGUCUCCAAAUAUUUUGUUUAGUGUGAGAAAUACUUUGUAUCUCGUCUUUCAUUUUAUUUCUGCCUUGUAGAUAAAGCUGCUCUGUUGCAGGUGGAAAUUAAGACUUUGAUGGCUGACCUUUUCUUAUUAUUAUCACAGCAUCAUCUCUGUCAUCCCCUUUUCACCGAGUUCAUCAUUUAUUACUAAAACCUCCAUCCACACCACCUUCAUCAUCAUUACAGUAAUAAUCAGCAUUAUCUUCAUCACCAUUUUCACCAUCAUCGUCAUCAUUGUAGACUCUGCAACCAUCAACAAUAUGAUUAUCUCACAAUUAUCACAAAAAUCACAAUUAUCAUGUUAAUCAUUAUCAUCAUUAUCAUCCAACAACUGCCAUUAUCAUCACCACCCUCAUCAUCAUCAUUAUUUUCAAAUCUUAAUCAUUUUCACCACCUCACUAUCAUUAUCAUCUUCAUCACCAUUUACUAUUUCAAAAUCAUUAUUUAAAUCAAUACUAUUGUCAUCAUCACUAAAAUUAUUGUCAUCAUCAUCCUCAUCAUCAUUGCAGGGAUGUCCACUAUCGUCAUCACCAUUAUUUCAAUAUGUCAGUCAACAUCCUCUUACCGCCAUUAUAGUCAUUAUCGUCAUGUUUAUUAUUAUCACAUUAAUUAUUUUGAAACUUAUCAUCAUUAUCAUCAUCAUUGGCAUCUUUAUCAUUCUGUCACAAUGAUCAAUGUUAUAUAAAAUCACAGUUACUGUCAUCACUGUCAUUAUAACGAUCAUCAAUCUCAUUAUCACUCAUUUGCAUUAUCAUCAUCAUCGAGAUCCUUUUCUCUCUCAUCAUCAUUGAAAAUAUAAUUAUCUUUAUCAUUAUUGUCAUUAUACACAUCAUUAUCAUAGUCAUUUCAGUAUCCUUCGUUAUCAUUUUCAUCAUCUUUACCAUCAAUAUCCAUAUAUUUAUCAUAUUAUCAGCAUGAUUUUUAUCAUUAUAAUUUUGAUCAAUAUCAUUACCAUUAUCAUCAUUAUCCUAAUCAUUGUCAACAUCAUCAGCAUCAUCAUUGUUGCCAUGACCUCUGUCAUCAUUUUCAUGAUCAUUAUUAUCUUUAUCAUUAUCAUAAUGCAUAUCAUUCUACUAUUAUUAACAUUCUCAUUAUCCUACUAUUAUCAUCAUUACCACACUAUCAAUGACAUAAUUAUCAUCCAUAUUAUCUUUAUCUUUGUCAUCAUUAUCAGCAUCAGCCUCAUCAUUGUCAUCAUAGUCACAGUGACCUCCAUCAUCAUAACAUCAUCGUCAUCAUGAUUAUCUUUAUCAUCAUCACAGCAGUGACCGCUAUUAUCUUCAUCACAUUAUCUCAUCAUCAUCAUCAUCAUCAUCAUCAUCAUCAUCAUCAUCAUCACUGUUGUUAUUAUCUCUAUCAUAUUUAUUCUUUGCAUCAACAUUUUGAUCGUCAUCAUUCUUAUUUCUUCUGGUUCGAUUUUUGUCAUCAAUGUCAUCCUAAGUUACUUUUUUUGAAACGGCACAAAGAUUUGUUCAAAAUGUUUUUAAAGUUUAUAAAAGAGAGAACUUCAGUUUUAUCCAAGCGUGUUUAUUGACCAUGAAUUUAUAACCAUCACGGUCAUGUUGAUUCUUUUGACUCUAAUGUCUUAAAGGUUGUUUUUAAUUGCAGCAGUCGGUGUCACUGUGCAGCCAUGACCUGUUUAAAGAAUAGAAGACUUUAUAAGAGGAAAUACAUGACGCACUGAUACAAAGUCUCACUACAUGUCUCUACUAUUGAGAUGACACGGAUUAAUGUGAAAAAAAUAAGACAUAAAUGAUGCUGCAUGAAAACCAGAAGCGUGUGAUGCUGUCUGCUGAGCUUUAAGUGAGAGCUAAAUGUUGACAUUACUCAGCUGAUGUAUUAGUGCCACCCACUGGUUUAUUCCUGCUAACAGCACUCGUCUGUAGACAAAGAGCACAGUGGGAGCCACAGCUGUGUUUCCUAUGAUUAUUCAUAAACACUCUGCAAAUACAAAUGGAUUUAUAAUCUGUUUAAAAUCACCCGUUACAUCUGUGCCCCGGGAUGUGUUUCAUAUAGCGAGAAGCUGUGGAGCUAAACCCUGAAUAAGAGAUGUCAUUAUGUUAGUCUGCGCUGAGAGGAGUGUUUAGCUGACAGCACAAUCUCAUCUCAGCAUGUAUGUGGUUGCUUUUAAGUAACUUUGUCUGACUGAAGGCCUUUUUCUGAGAGUUUAGAUACUUAAAUUGGGCUUAAAAGUGUCUGGAUUUAAUUUAAAAGUAACACAGCUGAAUCAGCAACCAAUUAACAAACUUUUGAGGAGUCCUAAAUUUGAGGGUUUUCUCUGCAUAACUUUCCCAGAGAAAGAAGAAUGCAAUUGUCUGCCUUCCCCUUGAAGGUAUCUCUGAGUUGCAUGCAAGACAAUAAUUGAAAACAAAAAUAAGAAUAGACUUAUUCUUGUAUUACCCCUCUUUUUUUACAAUUCAAAGCAAAGACAGUGUAUUAUUGUGUCUGCAGGGCAAACAGUGUACGUGCUGGAUAAGAAGCCCGCAGUACAAAGCCUAUUUCUUAAGAAUGAGUUACAACAUUGUCACUGGUUUCCUUUCCGAAUAAUACCAUUGCAUUUUAUCUCUGUUUACAAACAGUGGUGUGAAAAUCCAGAUGGAACAUGUUGUAUUGUGGGAUGCCUGAGCUUGAACACCGGUCAAAAGAGAGGAAAACACUGGGAAUAAGGAAGGGUGGCUAUUACAAUGGAAAGUACACUUAUUUAAAAACACAAAAGCGGACAGAAGCCUUUACUGUACAGGAAAGGGGGGGAGUCAGAGUGGGGAGGAAGCUGCUUGAAAACAAGGUGACGCCUACAGUGCUAACUAACACUGACUGGACCUGACAGGCAGAGAAAAAGGCCAGAGAGAGGCGAGGAAAGUCCCUGAAACAUUCGGCUUUACUUGCUGUUUGAUGUUGUUUGCAGUGACAGCUGUAGAUCGAGGAACUGUCAUCUUUAACCAGAUUAUUUUUCGCAGUGUGAUGGCAACUGCUUUGAAGAUAUUGUUUUAUUCGGGCCAUAAAUUCUGAGUUGCGGAGUGAAUUGCGCGGCACCUUAACCUCUGAGAAAGUGAGCAGCUAGAGUGAGAGAGCUUUGUUCUGUGUCCUCAACUUUAAGGUAAGUAAACCCCGCUUUUCAACCGCUCUAAUGUAAACAACUCAAGGGGAUUCCAGGUUACAUUCAAUGCAUACGGGUUGGGUUGUGUUCCUGCACUGCUAUCACUCCUUCCUCUCUCUGUGUGUUUUUGUUGCUGCAGCUUUGCUUCAGGGGGUUCAUUUUAAUUUUGGCACCAAACUCGUCCCCUAUGUCGUUCCAAGUUUUACCGUCUGAAGUGCCAGAGUUGCUGUUUUUUGGCUUCUUCACAAAUAAAUUAAGAAAGAAAGAGAAUACCCUAAACAUUUGGGUUACACUUUUUAAUAUGAGGGAUAUUUUGUCCUUAAUUGUUUUCAGCAUUUAUUUCUCUCUGAAGGUGGUAUGAUUAUUCUUGCACCCCUGCCGUAUGAGAACAGGGGAAAUUGGUGUGCUGUUGCUGAGGUCAUGAACAGAUCGUCUCUGUGUUCUCUGUCUGCAUCAGCAGGUGUUAUGGAUCUACAGUGUUUCCUGUGCUGCAGAGUUGCCCUGCUGCUUCUCUUGAGUAAGGCUGUUUUGUUGUAGCCCAGCAUCCCAAUGAUUUCUGUUUUAAAACACUGCAUGAAACCGUAAAGAGAAAACAGAAUAUUUUGCCAAUAUUUCCCCGUGUGCAAGAAAGAGCAAGAGGCCUUCUUUUAUUCUCUAAGAAGACAGAGACAGCUCAAGGCGGUGAUUAGAUGAUGCACAACGUUUAAAAUGCAAAAGAUCUUUUUGCAAAACUACAUUUUGCUUCCAUUCCAACAGUUGCAUUAUUUACCACUCUGCUAUCGUUCGCUUGUAAAGUUAUUUAUGAUUAAUAGGCUGUGUGGUAACCGCACAAAGAUUAAGCAGGUCUGCCGAGGUUUUGACACAGAUUUGAGGAUUUUGAUGUGCCGUGAUGGAUAUCACAUUAGGCAUUGCUGUCAUGCACUAUAAAUUAUUGCAUGACAUUGUUUGACAGGAAGCAGCCAUACAUAUUCAUGAGGAACAUACUGAGAAGGAGGAUGAAGUAUGUUAAUGUUUGUUUUAAAAGCGCGUAGACAGACCGUACAGAGGCCAUGAGGUCAAAUUUAAUUAAAGACGCGCCCUGCUUGUCAUCUUAAUAAAAGCACAAACUGCAGUAUAUGAAGCAUGCAGUAACAGUCCAAUCUCUGUUGUCAGUGCCCAGCGGGCUCUUCUGUAUGUCAGUGCACAUUCUCAACGAGGGUCCUGUGUACAUCAUGCCUGACGACCCGCUGCGACUGGAGGCCCGUAUCGAGCAAGGACCCCUGGAGAAGAUCUCUACUGUUACCUGGGAACGGGAGCCUGAAUCUGGAGUAGGACCUGGGAAAGAGAUUCUGGCCUCGUGCCCUGGCACCGGUCUGAAUGGCUCUGUGUGUGCUGGGACGAGGCCAAACGUCCACGGGAACAUGAAGAAUGAGAAGACAAAUCUUCAGAUUAGUCGCUACAGCAGCACAGACAGCGGCGUGUACGCUGUGACGGUGACGGAUCACAAAGGGGUCAAAACAACCGCGCACUGCAUCGUCAGGACAUACGGUAAAGUAUGAGUUUAGUCAACGCUGUGUAUUAUUCUGAGCAAAUAGUGGAUGAUGGAUUUGUUGUCUGAAGGCGAACCCUUAACUUUUUUGUUACAGAAAGAAGUAAAUCCAGAGUUAAAAUAGUGGAAACCUGCACUUUUUCUCAUGUCCAGCAGGGGGCAUCUUAAAGGGAUAUUCUGGUGUAAAAUUAAUUUAGGGUCAAACACACCGUAGCAUAGAGUUAGACACCCCCUCGAGAGAUGAAUGUUGCAGACCACUUUCUUCUCUAGUUAUACCAACUUUAGUAACGACCACAUUUAGCAAUACAGAGAGUCACUCGCUCAGACAAAACGCCACUCUGUAGCCACGAAUAAUGUUCAGAACAGCACCUAACUUCAUCAACAGGACAUAUAGGGUCCCAGCCAUAGUACUAGCCACCAAACAUCUUUUUAACCUUGCCUGAUUUCUUUAGUAAAUAGACCAAACAAAACUCACCUACUCUCUUCCAGCAGCUGCUUGUUUGUAUGGAGACCUCGGGCCAGUCCAUGACGGACUACAGCGGGGUGACACAGCUCAAGGAAGAACAUUUAUGAUCAUUUCUUUAUCAUUUCCUCUAAGUAAUAAUCACCAUAUUAAUUAUUUUGCACUGCAGACGUGGUAGUUCUUCUGCCUUAGCGUCUCGGUCUGAUUGUAUUUCCAUGAAGAAAUGAUCAUAAAUGUUCUUCCUUGAGCUGGAAGAGAGUAGGUGAGUUGUGUUUAGUUUCUUUGCUAAAGAAAUUAGUCAAAGUUAAAAAGAUGUUUGGUGGCUAGUACUAUGGCUGGGAUCCUAUAUGUCCUGUUGAUGAAGUUAGGUGCUGUUCUGAGCAUUUUUUGUGGCUGUAGAGUGGCGUUUUGGUUGAGUGUUUGGCUCUCUGUAUUGCUAAAUGUGGUCAUCACUAAAGUUGGUAUAACUAGAGAAGCAAGCGGUCGGCAACAUUCAUCUCUCGACGGGGUGUCCAACUUGGUGUUACGGUGUGUUUGACCCUAACUUAAUUUUACGCCGGAACAUCCCUUUACCUAGUGUUCAUUCUUGUUUUGGCAUACGUUCGUCAUACGUGUGAGGCUUCCCCUGCUGGACUCUUGAAAUGAAGCAGGUUUUGGGUACUUGAAGUCAGAUUUUGCUUUGAAGCACUUAAACAAUGAAUCAAUCUAGACUUGGCUUUUAACAGAAUCCAGAUUUGGAAAACUUUUGUAAUAGAUUCACCACGACCAGUGGGCGCUCUUCUUUGAAUCACUUGAAACCCUUGAAACAAUGUUCAUUGAAAUUUCAUCAGCGUUUGAUUCCUCCCAACCAGCUGGGUCCCACCCUGCUUCACAUUAGGAAAAGGGCAGCUUUAAAGUUGGACUUGUUGCAGCUCAGUGAGGCCUCUUCUGCAAGUGAUUAAAAAGGGAAGUAGGUUUUAAGUACUUCAGGGCUGGAUUCUUAGCAGUUAUUCAAGGUUCCUACUGCCUGACUCUAGAAACAAUACAUGUUUUAAAAUCCUUCAAAAUAGACUUCCUUGUCUCCAGCAGCGCCUGGACUUUGGACUCCGGUUUCUGCAGGUUUUGGGUACUUUAACUUUGGAUCUCUUGCAACCAGUUCAACCAAGUUGAGGCUGAUCUGUAGUUUCAAUCCAACCUGUAGAUGCACGAGGCCUCUUGUGUUUUAACCGUCUGACUUUUUCUUGCCAAUAGAUCUCAGAGAUGCUGCCAGAGAAAUGACAUGUAUAUAUGAGUUUUAAAAUAAUGUGGACAAUUGUUAUAUCAAAUUAAUGCUUUGGAUUGGGAUUAUACCGAUAAACUGAUUUAGAUCUGGUCUUUCUGGUGUAGAAUUUUAACAUAUUUGUCUGUGCGUGUUGUUUCUACAUUCGGAAGCGAAGCACUCAGCGUUGGGUUUUCCUGCAGGCCUUGCCCUCAGGAUCCCUCUUUUGUUACUCUGCUCCAGGAUGAUUCCCCUCUCACCAUGGCUUCUAGUUUCCUGUCAGGACUCCUUUGCUUUUACCCUCAUCCGUCUGCUCCAACACUAUCAAUUCAUCAGCUCCACUCUCCUCUACAUCUGCUCUCUCAGCUUCCAGGGUUUUCCAUCAUCCCGUUCUGCGACAUUAUGCCUCACUCUGCGGUCUCAUUAUUGUCUCUGAAAGGCAGCCAGUUUCUCCUGACAGCAUUAAACGUCUCUCAUGAUUCUUUGUGUUAGACCCUCUUAGACUGCCGUCUGCCAUUAUUCUUGUUUUAGAACAGAUAGAGCACCGAGCGUCUCUGUGUUUCUGAAUUUUAACCUUCACUCUUGUCACCUUUUCUCACUCGUACCUUUACCUUCUCCCAUCUGUCUUCACAGAGCCGGUGCACCACGUCACAGUCAGCAUCAAUGUGUCUCACUCCUCGCUGGUUUGUGGCGAGGCCUGGGGGACGGACCCUCACUUCAGCUGGCUCCACGAGAGAAUGGCCAUCACUCAGACGGUGGGGACCAUCUCUAAAGAUGGAACUACACUGAUCGUGACAAUGAAGCCUUUCUGCGGACACUUCACCUGCAUCGUCAGCAACAAGCUGAGCUUCAGCUCCGGCUCCUUCACUGCAGGUACAAGAAGAGCCUGAACUGUUUCUGUUUCAACAAUGAGAAAAAGUUUUUAGGUAUUUUUAUCUAUUGUUUAAAAAAUAGGCGAUUGAUCGCAUUUACUCAUGUAACUGCGACUGAACAGAUUUUGUGUUCUCUUUAAAGGUGGGGUAGGCAGGAUUCCGUUAAAGAAGCAUCUUUUUUUGUGGUGUUUAUACAAAAAAGCUUUUAAUAUCAGUCAAUAGAUAUUAGUUAUUGAUGUCAUUUGGUAAUAUAACAAUAUCGCUGUGUUCCCUUAUGUCUGUGUAGUCAACAUUUUUAAAUUUUUGAGCGGCCCACUCUUUCUGACUGUAAACUAAGCCGUUCUCUGCCUCCCUUAACCUGAUUGGCUGUGCAUGGUCCACGUCCAUGGUCGAGUAACGUUCACGAGCCCAAACAAGAAUAAGAAUAAGAAUAAGAAGAACUUUAAUCCCCGAAGGGAAAUUCAAUUGUCUGUUGUCUCACAUAAUACGUCUCCAAAAGUUAUCUACUAUUUACUCAAGAGUUAUCAAGUCUAAUGGCUUUGCUAACACAAAGUUAGCGUGCUACAAUAUCGGACAGUAGACCAACCACAAAGUAUUGAAAAUUGUCUGAAUCCUCCUUUGGCCACGACUGCCGACAGAAACAAGAGAAUGAAAUAAAUACCGGAGACUCUGGCGGAAUAACAGGCGCUUAAAAAGGACAUAGACCACCGUAGACAAGAGCUAAAAACGCAGUCAACAUCAAUAAGGCAUAAACGAUAGGGGACGCGUUGGGAUCUUACAGACCCUGUAACCUUUCUACUGGACAGAUAAACCGCUUUAACAAAGUAAGCCAAGUGUCUGUAACAGAAGUGUUUCUUCUGUUGUAGCGCCGCUAAACUGUUGACCUCGGGUCCUGGACUAUGUCACUUUACCAUAAAAGUCCUGCAAACAUUGUGUUUGCUGGUUGUCUGCUGGCAUCUGCAAUGAUUUUCACUUUCAUGUUGACUGGGCCCCAUUUGUAAUUAUCUGAAGUAUUUAUCUACAUUAUAUCUGAAUUUAAUUGAAACGAUACGACCGAGCAGGAGCGUCUGUUUUGUGGGCGGGGCUUGCUAGAACAUAGCAGGAGGACAGAGGAGGAGUUGAGGGGAAAACUGGCACUUCCCCAGAUCCUGCCUACCUCAUCUGCAAGUCUUUUUACUGCCAGUAUUUUCACUGGGAAGAAUCACUCUAUUAGAUUUUACUAUAAGCGUCAGUCAAAGUAGGAUUUUCACAUCAAGCUCAAAUCACAAUAAGACAGGCGGGAAUACAUUCUUACAUCCAGUGUUCUCGGGUCAAAAGGACAUUGCUUUCCCAAAUUCCACCUCUCUUUCCAACCAGAGUAAGGUUGACGAGAAGCUAUAACUUGAUUUUUAGAGCCGCUCUGUGAGAUGAACAACUGAAAUUGGCCUUUAUGCACAGCCAGCCAUGACUGGAGGGCACAACGACCGUCUAUAAAAUAUGGAAGAGGAUGCUGCCAAAAUAUUCAAUAACUUCAACCUGAAUUGGUGAAGCAGAAACAUAAUCACUUUACUCAUGAAUGACUUUCUGUUGGUUUAACUUCAAUGACUGGAUGAAAUCGAUUUUAUCAUCAUUUGCAGGUUUUAUUUUUCUUUUCAACCCAAGUUCCCAACCAAAAAAAACAAAGGGCUGCUCAGUACUUAAAGUAAAUCUCAAAUAAAUUACUUUUAUUUUCUCUUAAAGCUCCUAUGAAGAGUUUUUAGGUGUUUAUGAAAUUGACUUAAAUUCACAUUGAUGCCUUUAUGUGAUAUUCAACAGCAAACAAGACCUUUAAUGAGCGGAUAGAUCUUUAUAACCUAGUUUUUAAUUCCCUGAAAUUGUUGUGACGGGGUGGGCGUCAGCCAGGCAGCCCCAAUUUACACAUUUUUACUGUCUCCUCUUCAUCACAUAUAAACUAGGAUGAGAGUUUUUCUUGUCUAAAGUCACUAUGCAAGCAAUGAGAAGACAAGAUGAGCGCUAGAGUUGGCACAAACAUAAGUCCAUCACAGGAGGAAAUUGCACUUUUACAUGGGGAGAAUAUUUCAAUACUCUUUCUACCCUUGCUAGGCAGCAUGCACACUAUUCCUUAAUCAAUAAGAACAAGGCACAGUUAUCUACAUUCAGUUAAAUAUUAAAGGCUCAUUAUCAAUAGAAUAAAAGUGUUAAACAAGAGGAGACUCUCUUGAAAACUAUAUGUAAAUAGACGAUACAGUUUCAGUUACAGCAGUCCUUGUUGACGUUGAUUCUUAAAGCUCCUAUGAGGAACUUUCCAUCUGUGUUAACUUUGGCGCCCCCUGUGGACAAAGUGGUAACCCUUAUAUCAUCGCUGGUUUCAUAUUUUCCAUGUGAAAGUGAUUUUACUGUGUGUUUUUACAGUGGAAUUGAUCACGUAACGUUAUAUUUGAAUGUAAAAGUUUAUCUACCCCCUCACAGCAGUUUUAGGUUUUGAAUAUAACAAAGUAGAAAUGUGAAUCUUGAAAUCAAUGGUCUCAUUUGCUUUUUAUAUAAUUGAAGUUCAUUUCUGUCUGCCUCAUUACCUUUUCAAAUCUCUGUACUGGAGCUUUAAUGAACCAUUUCUCUGUAUUAUCUUUGAAUGAGUAAAAGGUCAGUGACCCUCUUUCGAUUGGGGUACUAAAUCCAGUUUACGUGACAAACAGGAGGAAAAGACCCUGAGUGUGUUUUUAGCAGGUCUCUCUUUCUGCACCUCUACAGGUUCUGUUUGUGGUCCUUUUGAAUCUGAAGGGCCCAAACAUAAUGAGCCAGAUAUUUCCACCCUGAAGUGGAGGAAGAACAAAACAUCCUGUUCGUGUCGUUAUGGGAUUUAUGAAUAUAUUGUUUCCAAUUUUAAAAAUAGUCAAGAAUUUUGUAAUUUGUCUCAGGGCUUCAAAGACGAAAAACAAAUAAAAUGUAUAGGACUGAGCUUCAAAGGGGCAGAUUUACAUUCACUAGAAUCCUUUUGCGUAUCUUGAGCUCUCAGUGGCUGAAGUCUUGUACUGAUAGAGGAAAACAAGUGCGUCAUAUUUUCUCCAGCCUUUGAACAGACAGGCCUUUGGGUCUCAGUAAACACGCUGAAUUUGUUACCAGAAAGCUAGCGCUCUCAUAAAGGGAGUGGGUUUUACAGCAAGCCCUGUUAUUGUUAAAGCUGAUUUUGUAAACACAAUGAUAUUAUGUUUUAUAAAACAGCAGCGACCUUUUAGGGUUUAAAACUCCUGUAAGGAACUUUCAGUUUGUGUCAAUUCUGGCGCCCCCUAUGGAGAAAGACGGUUUUGCAUACGUCGUCCUCUACAUGCUUAACCUCUGACUUCUGAAAUCUCACCAAACUUGACUAUUAAAUGAGAAUAUUUCAUGUGGAAAUAAUAAAAAAUAGGGCUGUCUCUUCAGCUGCACAGCUGACACCUACCCCCUAAUGUUCCAGGUAAUUACAAUAUAAAAUUUGUUAAUAGUGUCAGUUAUUGUCCUAUUUGCGUUUGUGAAUCAUAAAAGGCAUCACUAUCGAGUUAAGUUUCCCUUUUUUCGAGCAUCAUUGCCCACUCCAACUCGCUCAAGGCCUGGAGAUCAACAGAGAACACUGGAGAUAAACUCAGCUUGUGGGUUGUGUUUAGUCUCUUUGCUAAAGAAAUUAGUCAAAGUUAAAAAGAUGUUUGGUGGCUAGUACUAUGGCUGGGACCCUAUAUGUACUGUUGAUGAAGUUAGGUGCUGUUCUGAUCAUUAUUUGUGGAUAUAGAGUGGCGUUUUGGUUGAGGUUUGUGUGUCCUGAGACCGCUGUCUAUUGCUAUCCUGUCGUCGUUACUUAAGUUGGUAUAACUAGAGAAGUAAGCGGUCGGCAACAUUCAUCUCUCGAGGGGGUGUCUAACGCAGUGUUAUGGUGUGUUUGACCCUAAAUUAAUUCUAUGCCGGCAUAUCCCUUUAAGGUCAAUAAGGUAAACUUAUUUAUGCUCAAUGUUUUAUUUGGAGAUUUUCACUGACUUAGAUCAAAUGUAUCAUCAAACAUGUAGUAGCCUCUUGAGCAGUUUUACGAUAUAUUUCUCCUUCUUUUGUUAGUCAUACAGACAUUUUGCAGAGUUUUGUGAUUUAAGGUACGACUGAUGUUGUUCUUCCUCCUCAUUGGGGUCUUUUUCUUGGUUGACAGCACCUUGUGAGACGGAAGGCAGAGGUAUGACAGCGGCCGUGGUGUGUCUCGUCAUCCUGCUGCUGAUCGUCAUCGGAGUGUUGGCGUUUGUGCUGUGGAGGUACAGUACUGCAAACACACACAAAUAUUAUUCUGGUCAUUUCUCUCAUUGUACAGCUUAUUAUCAGACUCUGCUUGUCCACUGCUCCCAGAUGACGACUGACACACAUGAAGCUAGACAGGCUGAACUGUUUGCAGACAAAAUAAACGUCAUUUCAUCUCGAUCCCGUGUCUCUACUGUUUGAUUUGGACUGAACGUUUGUUUUUGUUUUUUUUUUUCCAGGAGACACCGACACGGUCACAGAGGAGAGAGGCUGCAUGAACAUUUGGAUGAUACCAUCUGAAAUUCGGCUGGAGACGCACGUCUGCUGUCUCAGGGUGGACAGCAGGAAAUGGUUCAGCCCAUGAGGGUGGAACUUCCCGUCCUGUGAGCAAUAUGACCUUACAAUGCACAGAAACAAUGUGAAGAGUGAACUGCUUUCAGGCACGUAAAAAUAUUUUGAAAUGGAUAGCCAUCCUAAAGAGCCGGAUUUGUCCUUACACAACCUACUGCUGGGCUGCACACGGACCUUUUAUCUGCACUUGUAAAUGUAUUGAAUUGAAGCUUCUGGAUAUAUGCCUUCAAACAGUAAAGAUGCACUUAUGAUGUCAAAGCUGAGAGACUCAUUAAAGCUCCUGUCAGAAACUUGCUUUGUAUUGAUUUUGGCAACGCCUGUGGUCAAAACUUCCCUGUUUUCUUAGCUUAUCCUGUCCUGAAAACACGUGAGCUGAAGAUGGGACAUUGUGUAAAACGUGAGUAACCUUUCCCACCUAAAUUCAAUUGAAUACACUAACAAUAAAGAUAUCUUAUGUUUAAGUGAUAAACUGUUGUUGUUGGUUUUUUUUACAUUCAUUCAUAUUGAAUUUGAUGGCUCCAACAUGUUCCUUAAAAUGUGGGUCAAGGUCAUGUUUACUGCUGUGUCAUAUCCAUAGACUGUAUAUACUAUGGACAACUUGGUUCCGCCUUCCGCCUGUAGACGGAUUUGAAGCCAAAAAGCUCUCAGCAAUUCCGCAUUUUUCUCCACUUCCUGAAACCAGCUUUGCGCAGUAGCAUUUUGCGCAUUCGACGGGAGAGUCACCGACAGUCGCUGUGAUGACGCUUGGCUCAAACAGCGUAUCCCCCGAUGCUGAUAUAAACAGGGACAUCCUUGAAAAGGUCUUGACUUGGAUGGCAGCAUAUGCUGCUCCUAAACCUGUAUGUACCUUUCAGCACUAAUGGAGCCUUCACAGAUGUGACAGUUACCCAUGCUGUGGGCACUAACACACCCCCAUACCAUCACAGAUGCUGGCUUUUGAACUUCACUUUGCAUCAGUUCAUCUCAGGUGCGCUCGGGUCCAGAGAGUCCUGCGGUGUUUCUGUCUGUUGUUUAUAUUUUGGCUGCUUAUCAGCAGUCACCUCUACUGCUCCAAGAUAUCGGCGGUCUUGAGGUAUGGACUGCUGUUGUCUUGUAUGGGUCGUAUGGUAUCUAGUGUUGAUAUCUAUGAUGCUAAUGCUGCGUUUCAGUUGCACUCCGAGAUGGAACUUUAUCUGGAACGCCCCCCUGAAGUCGGAUUUCCAACUCAGAAAGUUGGACGAUCCUCAAACACCCCGACUUGAUGAACGUCAUAAUUCAAGAUGGAAGCACAGUGCAUCAACAGUAAAGAGUAACAGCGUAAUCUCUCAUAAUGUAUUAUUUAUCAGCACUUCUGUUUUGUUUUUGUGAAAUUAAAUAAGUGGUUUAUGUUGUACUGCCCAACGUCUAACUGUGAAC